This is a messenger RNA of Nicotiana tabacum (common tobacco), 573 nucleotides long. Its product is annotated as putative F-box protein At1g50870. NCBI's taxonomy places the organism in Eukaryota, Viridiplantae, Streptophyta, Magnoliopsida, Solanales, Solanaceae. The record is from RefSeq and is a predicted model, not a curated record.
AUGAGGUGGACUGAUGGUUGCUGUUUGAAAGAUCAUUCUUGGAAGGUUGUUAGUGCAAAAUGCCCGUAUUAUCUUCGCAGUUGGGGGGUUUUGGUUGACGCUAUGUUUUAUUGGAUAGGAUAUGGGGACAUGUAUAAUGAUGUCAAGAUUGAUGCAAUCGUUUCGCUCGAUUUGGGGACAGAGGAGUUUGGUACGGUGGUGCUACCAGAAGGUUGGUUUCAUCCCGAUAGAGCUUUGUUAUUGAUGGAAAUGAAGGAGAUGUUGUGUUUGGUUGAUUUAUCUGAGUACCACUCUACCAUGGAUUUUUGGAUGUUGAAAGAUUCCAAGAAGUAUAUGUGGGUUAAGGAGUACAGAAUUGAUCUGGGCAUGUUUAAUCUCAACAGGGGGUUUAUUACUCCAAUGGAUCACAAGGAAGGGAAAUUUUUUAUGAAGGUAAAGAAUGUGAAUUCUGAAAGUCAUCUUGAGUGGUAUGAUGUAGAGAACAAGUGCUUCAUGAGAAUAGACAAUCUAACAUCCCGCCAAUGGAUCUGGUUUGGACUUUGCUCUAAUGGCUUGUUUUCCUUGGGAUGUUGA